CUUGUCAAGAUCAUGCAACGAUCUCACCUGAAGUUUCGGACUUUGGGGGACUGACUUAAACUUCUAAAAGAAGGACAUUACAAAUGACUGGAAGGGAUAAAGUGACAUAAUACUGCUAUAUAAGUUCUUUUAACAAUAAUUAGUAUCUUAUAUAUUGUUCUCUAUAAAGUUGUAGCCUACCUUAAUUGCCUGUGGGAAAGAAAAUACGUCCUCGCGUGUCGGUUACAGUAUCAGGUGCAGCGGCCACCCAGGAACUUCAGUGCUUCUGAAGUUGUCCUGACCGCCCUCCACCACUAGAGAGUGCUGUGACUUCUCCAGUCAAUGGGAACAAACCUGCUCUCAUUCACAUGAUGAUUGCCACGCCGCCACACUCCCCCCGUAUCCCAGAACCCUCGGCCCUCAUGGCCGGCCAAUGCUUCCGCUGCCCGGCCCCGCCCCCCAGUUCCCCUAGCGAGGGCCAUUAUCCACGGCGGCCCACCUCCGUGUCCUUCUCAUCCCUGGCCACACACACCUUGGAGCCCUUGCGCAGGCACAGCUUCCAGCCAGCGAUGGCUGGGUGGAGGCAGAAUCGACAGCGCAGUAUGAGUCUGGAGGACUUGGAUCCAGAGGAGAUGGAGAUGGUUCUCUUCGGGGCCCUGGGGGGUCCAGUCUCCAGGGGGGGGCGGGAUCUUCGCAGAACCCCCAUCACCGCCUUCGGCCAGCGACUGGACAACCUGCUGUCACUCACCGAGGAGGAGGCGAGCUCAGAGUCCCAGCUCUUCUCCUCAUUGGAGGAGUCUCAUCUGCAGGGCUUUACUGCCUCUGCCCCCUCUCUGUGUGCCAGUCUCAGCCAGCUCCAGCUCUCCAACACCAGCCUACACCCUCACACACACCCUCAGCACCACCAACACGACCAGCAGCAGCAGCGCCAUCGCUCAAGUUCCAAUGCCAGUUCCUACUCCAGCAACAACCAUCACUACCAGGAAUCAUCUCUGACGUCUAAAUUUGGAGGCUCCACACAAAGUGUGGAUGCAGAGCUGGGUGAGCUGUAUACGAGAGAGAAGACGGAGUGUCCAGGCGGAGAGAGGGAGUGGAAGAGGCGGGGGGAGGAGAGGAGGACGGAGGGAGCAAGGGGGGUUCCCCCCGGGGAGGACAAGGGGGAGAAGACAAGCUCACUGGGACGCACCUUCAGCUUCCUGCUCAAGAUGGCCGGGCCCCGCAAGAACAAAGAGAAGGAGCGCAUGAAGGAGAGAGAGAAGGAGGCGCGCGACAGGGAGGCGCGCUACAGCAACGGCCACCUCUUCACCUCCCUCACCGUGUCCGCCACCACGCUCUGCUCAGCCUGCAACAAGAGCAUCACCGCCAAGGAGGCACUCAGCUGCCCCACCUGCAAUGUCACCAUCCACAACCGAUGUCGAGACACACUCGCCAACUGUGCCAAGAUGAAACAGCGGCAACAGAAGCUAGCUCUGGUGAGGAACAGCACGGCGCUACAGAACGUGGCUCUGAGGACCAAAACUCCUAUGAUGAAGGAGAGACCCAGCUCAGCCAUCUAUCCGUCCGACAGUAUUCGUCAGUCCCUGCUGGGCGCGCGCCGCGUUCGCUCCGGCCUCUCCCUCUCCAAGAGCGUCUCCACCACUAACAUUGCAGGGAACCUGAACGAUGACUCUCCACUGGGGCUGCGCAGGAUCCUGUCCCAGUCUACAGACUCCCUCAACUUCAGGAACAGAGCCAUGUCCAUGGAGUCCCUCAACGACGAGGGGGAGGUGUACUACGCGGCUAUGCUGGAGGAGUUGGAGCGUGAGGGGAAGGACUUUGAGGCGGACUCCUGGAGUCGGGCCGUGGACUCGUCCUACCUGCAGACGCACCGCAAGGACGUCAUCAAGAGGCAGGACGUCAUCUACGAGCUGAUCCAGACCGAGUUCCACCACGUGCGGACCCUGCGCAUCAUGGAGGGCGUGUUCCGCCAGGGCAUGCUGGAGGAGGUGCUCCUGGAGCCGGGCGUGGUGCACGCCGUCUUCCCCUGCUUGGACCAGCUCCUGGCCCUGCACACGCGCUUCCUGGCCCAGCUGCUGGCUCGCCGCACGCACAGCCUGGCGCCCGGCAGCACCACCAACUCCACCAUCCACCAGCUAGGGGAUGUGCUCACCGAACAGUUCUCGGGCCAGUGUGCGGACGAGAUGAGGAAGGCCUAUGCCGAGUUCUGCAGCCGCCACCCCAAAGCUGUCAAACUGUACAAGGAACUGCUGGCCAGAGACAAGAGGUUCCAGCACUUCAUACGGAGGGCGAGCCGCGGUCCCCUGCUGCGUCGCCACGGUGUCCAGGAGUGCAUCCUGCUGGUGACCCAGCGCAUCACCAAAUACCCGGUGCUCAUCCAGCGCAUCCUGGACAACACUAAGGGCAGCGAGGAGGAGGCCCAGUCCAUAUCCUGCGCCCUGACUCUGCUCCGCGAGCUGCUGAGCUCGGUGGACCAGCAGGUUCUGGAGCUGGAGCGGACCCAGAGGCUGCAGGAGGUGCGGGCCAGACUGGACCCUCGGGCCCAGGCCGAGGUGCGGGGCGGCGGGGUGUUCCGGGGAGGGGAGCUGCUGCGGAGAAGGCUGCUCCACGAGGGGACCCUGCUGUGGAAGACGCAAGGCUCCCGCCUCAAAGACGUCCAGGUGCUUCUGAUGACAGACAUCCUGGUGUUCCUGCAGGAGAAGGACCAGAAGUUCAUCUUCCCUUGCCUGGACAAGCCAGCCGUGGUGUCUCUGAAGAAUCUCAUAGUGCGGGACAUAGCCAAUCAGGAGCGCGGGAUGUUCCUGAUCAGUGACUCCACCCCCCCGGAGAUGUACGAGCUGCACGCCGCCUCCAAGGACGACAGGAAGAACUGGAUGAAGCUCAUCCAGCAGACCGUCUGCAGCUGUCCCUCCAGAGAAGACUUCCCCCUGAUAGAGACGGAGGACAAAGCCCUGCUGCGCAGACUGAGAGCGGACAUCCAGCAGAAGGACCGGGAGGUUCUGGAGCUUCUGCAGGAGAGGGUCACCCUGUUCUCUGACCUGGCCGAGGUCACAGGCUGCGGCCAGGAGGCGGCCCCUCCCAACAACUCCAGGAACAUGUUCCGGGCCGACACGCCGUACGCCCCCCAGGCAGAGUGUCUGCUCACUGACGCCAUCUCCGAAGUGGACAGACUCAGUGAACUGCUGCUGGGCUCCAACAUCGAGCUCCCGCAGAGCUCCAGUACCAACGGAACCAGCAGUACCAACAGUGACCAGAACCACACUGGGGCGCCAGUGAGCAACGGUGAUUCCAUUUCCAUCAAUGGCACUCAUGAGACCAAUGGAAGUCCUUCACCCAAGGACAGGAAUGGUAACCAGCUACAAGACAGGUCCCUCAAUGAGGAGGUGUGCCAGCGACUGGUCAAUGUCAGUGCCCAGCUUCAUGCUUUGCAGGCUGCCGUCAUCCGCCAAGACUCCAUCCUCGAGCUCUGCCCCCGCGAGGGCCUGGCCUCCUCGGCCCCCCCCACCCCCACGCCCGCCUAUGCCCCCGCGCCGCUCCACCCCGUCGCCAAGCUCAACCGCUCCAUGUCCCGCGACACGGGCCUGGACGCCAGCACGACGGCGGCGGCAGCCAUCGACGACGCGGCCAUGCUGCAGAGGCAGAACGCGUUCCUGCAGGAGGAGCUGGUCAGGCUGCGGCCCCUGGAGGCCAGGCUGAGGGAGAGCGAGAGGGCCCGCGCCCUACUGGAGCAGCAGCUGAGGGAGGCGCAGGGCCGCAGAGGCAGCCGAGGCAGCAACGGAGACAUCGGGGACGUUAUGGUGUCUGAGCAGGCUCUGCCCAAAAGAAGAGGGAGUGCCGAUGGAGAAUCCGGCCCGGUCGCGCCAUUGGCCUGCCAGGAACCCGUGGACCAAUUAGACGGCGUACAGGAGGGCAGUGAGGAGGAGUCUGAUGAGGAACCAGAUGUAGUGAGGAUUUCACCUCGCUCCGACAGCCCCAGAGAUCUCCAAGACAUCCCAGAGGAGGCCGAAUGCGGGCCGGAAGCACGGGAGUCCGAGGCAGACACAGAGACGGUUCAGAGUUAACGUCAACCCGGGCCCCAGGACCGCACCCAGCACACACAAUACUACCCAGUAAACCAAACCUGAGAACCAGACCGUCCUCCAAUCAGCCAACCAAUAAACCAACCAAGCAAUCAACCAAUCAGACCGUAUACUCCUCUUUAGUAAUUUCAUCUGAUCUGUUUUGUUUGCAUUGACAUAGGCGAGCCAAUAAGGAAUUCUGCAUCUUAUGGUUUUCCCUUAGCUCUAAGAUGUUGAAGAAAUAGUAGUUUUCAUGUCAUUUUCAUUGUGUUAUGAGCUUCGUCUUUGGGGAUGGAUGAGCUUCGUCUUGGGGGAUGGAUGAGCUUUCCCCGACUCGGCACCUUCUCUGUCGCCAUCUCCCGCCGUAGGAGAGGGAGUGAGGGGAAAGACGGGAUUCCGAGAACACAAGGAUUCGAAAGACGUAGGUUUAGGGUUAGGUUUAGGUAUCCGAUGAUACCCAGUAGGAACUAUAAUACUGUGUACUGUAACUGCCUGUUGUUGUUUCGUAAGACCUCAUUUGAGACUUGCCUUGUCUGGCUGACUGAUUAAUGCUGAACUCAGUACCGAUGGAGGGGGCGGGGUUAUACUGUAUAUACUUAUUGAGAUGUUUUUGCAGGUCUUAAUCAACUCUUGCCUCACCCCACCCCCCAAAUACUCUCUCUUGAACUUGGAUUGAUCCUUUUUCAAACAACCAAAUGUUUUUAUGUUUUUCCUGUGAAGGCAAGGGUAGUUAGCUCACAAGGAAUUUUGUACUUACUUUAUAUGAUAAGCAGAUGGGUGUUUUACUAUGAACUGUUACUGAACUACUUACCAAGGACCACAGUGACACAAACAUUUAUUGUUUGCUAAGUAAAACCAACAAUAACCAAUUGGGAGUUGUUAAAUUUCUUAGUAAGGGCUGACUCAACCACAUUAAAAUGAAUAUAUGUGGACUGUUUUUAUGUUGAUAGGCUUCUUCAGUAUUACAGUCGUGUGUUUCUAUGUGGUGUACACUGCACUUAACGGUUGGAAGUCUGAAGAGAAAUUAAAUUAAUAUUCUCUAUUCUAUAAAUUGAGGUAUAUCAUACAGUUUGAUAAACUUGCAUCAAUUUAUUGGACACCAAUAGACCUUUUUAAAAUGUGUAACUUCUCACUUAAUAUGAGUGUAUUCAAAACUAAAACAGUUUGAUGGGAUUUAAGGAUGUCCAUUUAACUUUAAAAAGAAAAGCACACAAUUUUAUUGUUGAAUGCUACAAAAUAUAUCACAAAGAAGUUUUUGUCUGUAUAAAUAUUUGAUCUGUUAUGGAAAAAAGAAAAUGUUGACUUUGUACAUGGUAAUGUUGUAAUAUUAUUGUCUUUUUACUUUAAUUCUACUUAAUAUCCUUGUUCGUUUAGUGUGCUGUUCAUAAACCUUACAGAAUGUAAAUGUCUUGGGUGUGUUCAUUCUCUCUCUCACUGAAUGUUUUCCAAUUAGGUGGCAAGGAGAUCAUUAAUAAUAAUUUCAUUAAUUAUCUCAUCAACAUUGAGAAAACAAAGUAGAAUUACUUCACUGCCUCAAUUCUGAAACUCGAUCAGGCCCGCUAUUAUUUCAAAGUUCAAUCAAGAUAGUAACGUCUCUGUCAAUAAAGGUGCGUCCCUGAUCAUUUCAACGUGCCCUCUUUAAGUUCACAAGCACACUGGGGCUAUCUGUUCAGCUGUCCAGACACACCUUAGUGUGGGAGAUAGUAUUACUUUACAAAUCUGAAACGAUAGAUCUCUCCAGGGAAGCGAAUUCUGAAUAGGGGCUUUCCAAGUACGUUUAUCUCAAUCAGGUGAGUUUGGAUCUUGUGAGCUAGAAUUGCAAAAUGUUUCUUUCGAACCAACGAACUACCAAUGUAUUAAGCUUUUCUAGAUGGAAUAAUCAAUAAGAACGAGAUUAUCGAAUGUAUUUAAGAAGCGAGAAAAAUAAAUUGUUAUAAUAGUCCUCGUGGGACAUUUGUUGUUUUGUUAGGCUACUUAAUAAACACUGUGGACGGACCAUU
Molecule: messenger RNA, 6034 nt
Organism: Osmerus eperlanus (European smelt)
Lineage: Eukaryota; Metazoa; Chordata; Actinopteri; Osmeriformes; Osmeridae
Gene: arhgef2b
Product: rho/rac guanine nucleotide exchange factor (GEF) 2
Exons: 28
Coding region: 348-4037 (1229 amino acids)
Biological process (GO): actin filament organization; regulation of Rho protein signal transduction; positive regulation of neuron differentiation
Cellular component (GO): ruffle membrane; cytoskeleton
Molecular function (GO): guanyl-nucleotide exchange factor activity; microtubule binding
Source: RefSeq, a predicted model, not a curated record